Molecule: messenger RNA, 804 nt
Organism: Salvia hispanica
Lineage: Eukaryota; Viridiplantae; Streptophyta; Magnoliopsida; Lamiales; Lamiaceae
Source: RefSeq, a predicted model, not a curated record
AAUAAAUAAUGAGGCCCAAACCUGCAAUUAUUCCCAAGAAAAUUUACUGCUCAAGCAUAAUAUGCCCCCGUCGGUUGAUUUAAAAGAUUCAAUUUUUAGGGGUUUAGGAUUUUGCGUUUUGCACAAUAACUCUUGAAUAACAGAUUUCUCUUCAACGCCUCCGAACUACUCACUGCUACUGAAGAUGGGAAAAGCCAAGAAAACUCCUAAAUUUGCUGUCAUGAAGAAAAUCGUCACCAACAAAGCAAUUAAACAGUACAAGGAGGAUGUUUUAAACCCUAACAGGAAAGACUUGACCAAGGAGAAACUCCCCCGCAAUGUGCCGCAAGUUUCAUCAGCGCUUUACUUCAAGCAUAAUACUGCUUUAGGGCCUCCAUACCGAGUAUUGGUGGAUACCAACUUCAUCAAUUUCUCCAUCCAAAAUAAAUUGGAUUUGGAGAAAGCAAUGAUGGACUGUUUGUAUGCAAAAUGCACUCCGUGCAUUACGGACUGUGUUAUGGCUGAGCUUGAGAAGUUGGGUCAGAAAUAUCGAGUUGCUUUGAGAAUUGCAAAGGAUCCUCGAUUUGAAAGGCUUCCCUGUAUUCACAAAGGAACUUAUGCUGAUGAUUGUCUUGUUGACAGGGUUACUCAGGUAUAAAACAAUAAAUAUCCGAUAUUUAGACUCUAAGGCCUUUUUAUUCCAGCCUUUUCUAAAGCAUUGAAUUUUUUUUUCAAAAUGGUUAAAACUUAAAAUGGCCUGUUCUGAAUUUAAAAAAACAAUCAUACCAAUUCAAUUUUGCCUUUUCAAAUCAUAUUUGAUGUGUU